GAAUUAAUGUUUCGCAUGAUGAAAUCUCAACCAUUUAAUGAAUGAAGGAGUUAUUCAUAGACUGCCAAUUGAUUCAGUAUCAGCAUCAAAAUGUCGCCAAACAACAGCGCGGAAAAGCCCGUUAAUCCCAACGAGCACCUGCACAUACCGAAGUGGGUAAAUGAGGACUACUUCCAGCCGAUCAUCGAGAAGGAUGUGGAAAACUUUGACAAGAUCAUUAACCUUGUGCCCAUUGCGGCCACUGCGCCCGGCGAGAACUACACAUCCAUUAUGAUCCGCGUCAUUGUGGACAUACUGCUGAAGGAUGGCAGCGAGCAGAAGGUGUCGUACAUUUUGAAGACAAUGCUGGAGGCGGACAGUGGAGCGGAUGUGGUCAAUGGCAUGGGACUGUUCCCCAAGGAGCGAAAAAUGUACGAGGUGCACAUCCCGCAGUUCGUAAAGCUUUACAAGGAGGCUGGCGUGGAGAUCGAGUUGGCGCCCAAGUGCCUUCAUGUCGAGGCCACCGCCGAAUUGAUUACCAUGGUCUUCGAGGAUCUGAGCCGGCAGAAUUUCAAGAACUUCGAUCGACUAAAAGGAUUCGAUCUGCCGCACAUGCGCCAAGUGCUCCGGAAACUGGCCGAACUGCAUGCUGCAUCCGUGGUGGCCAAGGAAAUAAAUGGUCCCUACGAUACCAUGUACCUGAUAUCCAUGUACAACGAGCAGAGUCGGGACCUCUUUGAGUCUCUGGGUAAGAUGCGACAGGAGCAGUACCUCAAGGCCAUGCGCAACUGGGAUCUCGAGAAUGCCGAAAGCUACAUCGCCCGGAUGUGGGACCCCUUGGAGGUGUUCGAGGAAGCACUGCAAAUCAACCAGGUGGACGAGAAUGAGUUCAAUGUGCUGAACCACGGCGACUGUUGGUCCAACAACAUCAUGUUCAACUACAAGGAUAACGGCGAGAUCGAUAGAACCAUAUUCGUUGACCUGCAGAUUGGCAAGUGGGGCACUCCGGCCCAAGACCUUUGGUACCUGAUCACAACAUCGGCAUCGCUGGAUAUCAAGGUCAAGGAAUUCGAUCACUUUAUUCAGAUCUAUCACCAGCGCCUGGCCGAAUGCCUCAAGCUACUGAACUACUCGAAACCCAUUCCCACACUCAGGGAUCUGCACAUCAUGAUGCUGAAGUACGGAUUCUGGGGACCUCUCACCUCGAUGGGCGUGAUGGUGGCCACACUUAUGCCCACGGACAAGGAUGCCAAUAUAAAAAUGAUGCUGACCCCAGGACCCGAGGCCGAUGCCCUACGAUACAGGACCUUCAUCAAUCCCUACUAUGCCAAAGCUAUGAAGGUGCUUCUACCGUUCUUCGAUAACAAGGGACUUUUGAAGUCGAAUUAGCUUUAAUCCCGGAUUCCAAUUGUGGUGUAGCCAAUUUGCUGUGAUAUCAUAUAUCAUAGGCGCAAGCAAUAAAUAAGAAUUUUAUUUAAUUUA
Messenger RNA from Drosophila mauritiana, 1461 nucleotides. RefSeq lists its product as uncharacterized. The record is from RefSeq and is a predicted model, not a curated record. NCBI's taxonomy places the organism in Eukaryota, Metazoa, Arthropoda, Insecta, Diptera, Drosophilidae. The coding region runs from base 91 to 1368 and encodes 425 amino acids. The transcript has 4 exons.